Candida tropicalis MYA-3404 is the source of this 1944-nucleotide messenger RNA. RefSeq lists its product as uncharacterized. Gene Ontology annotation, molecular function: transmembrane transporter activity. Bases 1 to 1944 code for a protein of 647 amino acids. Lineage: Eukaryota; Fungi; Ascomycota; Pichiomycetes; Serinales; Debaryomycetaceae. The record is from RefSeq and is a predicted model, not a curated record. The transcript has a single exon. Gene Ontology annotation, biological process: transmembrane transport.
AUGUGUGAGAGUGAAAAGAAUUCAAUUGAACUAAACCAACAAGAUUUAUCAACAACAACCUCAUCAACUUUAUCAUCUCAUAUUACUACUACUGAUAAUGAUAAUGAUGAUGAUGAUGACGUUUUGGAAUUCACAGUAUCAAACUACGAAAAACAACAAGAAAAGACUGGCUCGCAAUCAAGACGAAGCUCUGUUUCUAAGAAAUCAUUAGAAGUUAUUAGAAAACACAUCACAGGAGAAUCAAACUAUAAAUCUACUGAGAAUCAUGACUACUCUAUCCACCACAUCUAUGGAGAUUUACCUCAAGAAGAAAUUCAAAUUCAGCGUACCCAGACAAGAAACACUAUUUUAUCUAAAUUAGAAAGUAGAAUAGAAAAUGAAUGUGACAAUCUUGAUCUUAGUACAACCAUUCAAGAUAUAGAUGUUCCUAUUACUCAACAUGGAGAAGAAUUUAAUAAAAUCGAUCCAGAAUUAAUCACUUGGAAUGGUUCUAAUGAUCCAGAAGAUCCACGUAACUGGCCUUUUAAAACAAAAAUGAUUCUUCUUGGGUUUGUAUCGUUAUACGCAUUUGUUGCUCCCAUGUCUUCUUCAAUGUUAUCUCCAGCAAUGACAUUUAUUGCAGAAGAUUUUCAUAUCACAUCACCAAUUCUCAAAUCCAUGGUGGUAUCUAUUCAAAUCUUAGCAUGGGCAUUUGGUCCAUUAAUAAUUGCCCCAUUAUCAGAACAUGAUUAUAUUGGACGUAAAUUAAUUCUUGAUAUUUCCUGUUGGAUGUCAUUUUUUUUUAAUCUUGGAUGCGCCUUUUCACAAACCACUGCUCAAAUGAUGGUAUGUCGAUUCAUUGGUGGAUUAUUUGGAUGUGUACCUAUGAAUGUUUGUGCUGGUGUUAUAUCUGAUAUGUUUGAUGCAAAAUCAAGAAAUGCAGCAUUGGCUUCAUAUUCAUUGGUUCCACUUUUAGGACCAGUUAUUGCUCCUUUGAUUUCUGGUUUUAUUGUUGAUCAUAAACAAUGGAGAUGGACAUUCUAUGUCUUGUCAAUAUUUAAUGGGUUUGUUGCCGUUAGUGCAACAAUUUUCUUUAAAGAAACUUAUUCACCAACUUUACUUAAAAGAAAAGCGAACAAACUUAGAAAAGAAACAGGUAACAACAAUUUACACACAAUUUAUGAGAUUGCUGAUGGGGAAAGUAAAUUAGGCAAGAUUUGGCUUUGUAUGGUUAGACCGGUUAAAUUAUUAUUUACCCAUCCAAUGAUUGUCGGAUUAGGUUCAUUCAUGGCUUUCACUUAUGGAUUUAUGUAUCUUAUGAUUGUUACAUUUCCAGAAAUUUUUGGAGAACAGUAUGGAUACAGCAAAAGUACAACUGGAUUAAUGUAUAUUCCAAUGGGUGUUGGUUUCAUAUUGGGGGUUUUAUUUUGGACUUAUCUUGUUGGUAAAGUUUAUCGCCAUUUAACUGCCAAGAACAAUGGUGUUGCUAAACCUGAAUUCAGAUUACCAUGUUUAAUUGCAUCCUCGAUAUUUAUCCCAGUUGGUUUGAUUUGGUUUGGAUGGUCAGCAGAACGUAAACUUCAUUGGAUAAUGCCAGGAAUUGGAAGUGCCAUAUUUGCCAUGGGGUUGGUCUGCGUUUUUCAAACCAUUCAAAAUUACUUGAUUGAUAUGAAUGUAAGAUAUGCAGCCAGUUCAGUUGCCGCUGCUGCUUUAUUCAGAUCAUUAUUUGGGUUCACUUUCCCACUUUUUGCUAAUAAAAUGUAUCAUGCAUUAGGAUAUGGCUGGGCCAAUACUAUGUGUGCAUUCAUUGGGAUUUUACUUGGUGUUCCAUUCCCAAUUUUCUGUUAUUUAUAUGGGGAAAAGAUCAGACAAUGGGCUGACAGAAGAAUAGAAUCCAAACAAAUCAGACGUGAUCAAAAGAACUUGGAAAAGUUGAAAAGAAAGAAUGCCACUGAUAUUGUAUAA